Messenger RNA from Anopheles funestus (African malaria mosquito), 999 nucleotides. RefSeq lists its product as uncharacterized. The record is from RefSeq and is a predicted model, not a curated record. Lineage: Eukaryota; Metazoa; Arthropoda; Insecta; Diptera; Culicidae. The coding region runs from base 152 to 739 and encodes 195 amino acids. The transcript is spliced from 3 exons.
AGCACAAUUGAAGUCGAUUUUGGAGAGGACAGCGCAAAGCAACAACAAGAAAAAAAUCCCCCCGUUGCAAAACGAUCAACGGAUAGUCCUCUUGGGAAGGAAGAGAGAGAGAAAAAAAAACACAAAUCAGACAAACAGUGCAACCACCGUCAUGCUGAACCUCGAAACGGGUGAAAUGGAGUACGGUACGGUCGGCGGGUACGACCGGGAACGUAUCUACCUCGACAAGGAGACGGGCGAAGUGAGCAGCGAUCCAACAGAGCCGGCCGGUUCGCGGCGGCGGCGUUCCAAGUUUCACGUACCGAAGCAGUACCUUCGCAACCAGUGUGGUAUCAUUGCGCGGCGGCCCCCACCGGUAGCGGCCGUGCCGAGCGUCGGCUGUGCCAUGAUGGCGUGCAAGCAAAAGAUGAUACCGAUGAUGAAGGAGGAGAUCACGGUCGGCUAUAAUGGUACCGCCGCACAUUUGCUCUUCCUUCUGCCACUGCUGUUUAUGACGCCGAAGCUGUUCGCGCUGGUUAUCACGUUUGUCGAGGCAAUUCUGCACAUGUGGGCUCACCGGAAGAACAGCACAAAUGGCAAUCCGGACGUUUACUACCGCAGCCCGAUGCACGUGGUGACGCGCAACUUUUGCGAAAUUUGUCGCCACGAACGUUUGAUGGGUCGGGUCGGUAAGCUGCAGGACGUGCGGAUGAAACAGAUGCAAAACUACUUCCGGAAGGUUACGCGCAACAUUGCCUAAAUGUAUACGAUCCGUUAUAGCUGUGUUACUUUCGCAGUGCCUCGAUCGAUCGACGAUCGGUGGGAUUUCCCUUCUUUUGAAGGAAAGCGAAAACCAAGGUGGCUACUGGACAGUGAAUGUGUUUUGUUUUCCAUUGAUUAAUUUGUUUUGUUUUUUUUUUCUAUACCAUCUGUGCUACUUUUUACCACUACAUUGCUGUAAAGUGAUAGCGUUAUAUGGAUUUACAUAUUAAUAAAAGCAAACAAAAGUAUACGCUUUGA